Porites evermanni is the source of this 3008-nucleotide messenger RNA. The record is from the annotation of a GenBank genome assembly. NCBI's taxonomy places the organism in Eukaryota, Metazoa, Cnidaria, Anthozoa, Scleractinia, Poritidae.
AUGGCUUCCUAUGAAACCGAAGAAAUCGAUGUUGCCAAAGAAUUUAACCUUCUUCCUGUAAUAUUUGAAACGAUUCAAGCGUUACAGAGGACUAGUGAUCCCCAAGAGUUAACUAAGAAGGUAGCUUGUUAAAUAUUUAUGUCUUUUAAGGGGAAUAACUGCCAAGAGUUUAACACGGCGGCUAUUAGUAGUAGUUCAAAUUUAUGAAUGGAACUUUUCAGAUGUAAAGAGAUUUUGCUACCCAUUGCCAGCUUUUCUCGUCUUUUAAAUUUUUGAGGGAGUAACUGCGGAAUACCCUGCCACUUGGACUGCGGUACUGAAAAACAAAGGCUACGCAAAGUUUAUAUUUCAAUUUCUUUCUUUCUCACUCCGUACUGCGUAGCUACAGCGCGUAACAAAGAAUGCAGUUUUUAAUUUAUUCCUCACUUAACUUCUUAAGCCUGGUUUUCACUAGUGCAUAAGCAUAAGCACAAGCACAUGUGUAAGCAAGUGAAAACUGCGGCGACAUAAGCAUAAGUAUAAACACAAGAAAAACGGACAUGUUCGUUCUCCUUGUGCUUAUGCUUAUACCGUAGCUUUGACUAGUGAAAACGGGGUUGACAUAAGCACAAGCACAAGGCUGUGGACCAAUCUUAGGUCACUUUGACCCAUCCUGAAUUUCAUCUGAUUACUUCGAGUCAUUAUUAAUCCCUCAGUAACGUCUGAAUCAACUGGCCAUUAAUGCUGUUCAGUGACGACACUACUCCUUUGUUUAAUUCAUGCCAAAAGUAAAACACGAUUUUCAAGUGGCAAACCAAGAAAUAUUGUUUGGAAAUGUCUACAUGAUACAGAACAGCUGACAGAAUUGCUUUACUCUUGUCGAUCGUAAUUCAUGUUAACCGUUCAAACUAUCAAAUGCAUUUCAGUACUCUGAACCGGUUGUAAUUCAAACUCAGUCACAAUCAUGCAAUGAUUUAAGUAAUGAUACAGGUAAGAAGGGAAGCAAUUUGUUUUAUUGUGGCGCAAUACGCUUUCCUCACAUAGAAAUGUUUUCAUUUUUAUGCAGAGAAUGCAUAAAUCUACAAAAAGGCAGUUUACGAAAGGAAAUGUAUUUGAACUCCACUUUAAAAGGGUGUAUUUUUGUGUUAAAACAUUUCGACCAAUCACAAGAGUUGCAAACAAUGGCCAAGAAAUGUUCACAAUUUUACACGAUCCGGACAUAUGAUUUCUAUGUUACUUAGACAAGAUUUUGUUAUAAGGAAGUUGGAUAGAAAAAAAGGGAUUAAUAUACAUGCUGCUUUUCAAAGAUUUUGUAAAAUUUGAUGUUUAAACCAAUCAGAACCAUGGUAGAGACAAUAGUAAAGUUAGCACCUUUUUGCAUUCUGACGUGUUCACUGCGUUUUGGUCCUUUCCUUCUUAUCUGGACCAUUACCUAAAUACACACACAGAAAACUUAGUUAAAAAACACAAAAAUUUCCUUUAAUUGAAAAGAAGCUUUUUGGUCAUUAACGAAAAAAACGAUGAAAUGAAAAAGAAAAGCUAACAAAAUCAUUACACUUGAUGGUGAAAAUAGCAAGAAGGUCAAAUGACAAGAUGACAUUGGUGUCAGAAACUUCGCAUAAACAAAAUCACUGUGGCAACCACAAAGUAGCUCUAAAUGAAAAACCUACCGACUCUCAGCAAUGAUUCUUCAUUCACAGUUCAAUUUAGCCAUUCAGUUUUGAAGACAAGGGCAGUUUUGCUGUUUACGAUAAAGAUUAUUGAAAUGUUUGAACUCCACGCAAGCAGGCCACCAAUGUGAUCCAUUGAAUAUCAAGCAACAAUCCUGCUAAAAUUUCUCAUAAUUAUACAUAAUUAUGCAAAUGUUAAGACAAUAAACCAAUCAAAAUGAAUUACUCAAUCUGCCAUGUUUUGACAUGGCAAGUUAGUCAAGUUGUAGGUGCAAUGCAAUCAUGUGGGAAAUAUCACACUUCCACUGUCCAUACUCAGGGCUGUCAUUAAGAGGCGUGGACCGGGGAUUUCCUCCGGCUACUAUGAAUGUAGCCCCCAGCUACUUUCAUAGGAAAAUAGAAGAAAAAUAGAACCAAAAGAAAUCCCUAGCUGUUUGUGAACUUAUGUACCCAGCAACUUGAAAUCUUGGUGGCAGCCCUGCAAAUUUUUGAAGCUGGAGGAAGGUUUGGUUGGUUACGCUUAAUUUUUUUCUUCAACAACAGAGAAUUAUAAUAAUAAAUAUGUUGUUCAAUAUCAAUAUUGUAGGUGAAUACUUUCCGCUCAAAGCUCCAACAUUGCAGAACUUUACUGGACAAGAUCCCUGGGCUGGAAAUGAGUGGUGAGGAACAGAAAGAAAUGUUGAACAAAUAUCAGGCCCAAUACAAAGAAAAAUGGUGAGUCCUGAACUUAAUCUUAUUAUUUAGACAUACACAUAAAGUGUUUUGUUUCUCUUUCCUUCAUUUUUGUAAAAGUGCCAUGGUUGACUGGUCCGCAGGCAUAAAAACUACUAACUAGCCAUGGGAUCAUGCUAUUUAGCUUAAAUAACAAAUGAUCCCACAGCUUGUUAUGAUUUUUUUCCCAACCAACCAAAAGCAAUGCUUGUUUGUUUUUCUCUCUUCAGUGAGCUUCUUAGAAACUAUAGAAAUCUACCAGUGUUUGCAGAGGCAUUCUUGAAGGAAACAAAAUCUUAGUCAGUAAGAGACAAGGCAACAAAGAAAGCUCCAGUUUUGGAAGAGGUACAUCCCAUGCACAGGUCAGAGAACUUAAACUGGCCAUCUGAGUGGGAUAAGUUAUUAGAAGGACUUAAGAGUAUUUCAGAAGCUGGUGAACUUAACAGAUUACAGUAUGCGGCAACAGCUUGGAAAAUGGUUAAUGACAUUAUGUUGCCACUAGGAAGGAUUAUCUUUGUUGAGUUGGCUCAAGUGGUGGUACAAUGGAUACCUCAAGACUCUUGUUAUUGUCAUCUUAGUAGCGGUCAGGGCUGUGCUCUGGCAGUGCCCAGUGUCCCCUGUUGCCUUUUUUCGCCUCUAGGAGACUAG